Lethenteron reissneri (Far Eastern brook lamprey) is the source of this 2510-nucleotide messenger RNA. It is a transcript of the gene STUB1, whose product is annotated as STIP1 homology and U-box containing protein 1. Gene Ontology annotation, biological process: proteasome-mediated ubiquitin-dependent protein catabolic process; protein polyubiquitination; protein quality control for misfolded or incompletely synthesized proteins. Lineage: Eukaryota; Metazoa; Chordata; Hyperoartia; Petromyzontiformes; Petromyzontidae. Gene Ontology annotation, molecular function: ubiquitin protein ligase activity; protein-folding chaperone binding. Gene Ontology annotation, cellular component: cytoplasm; Z disc. The record is from RefSeq and is a predicted model, not a curated record.
CGCACGGGCUGUUCCUCAGCUUGCGGAGUGAAUGAAGGCCAUGGUGGAGAAUUUCCUCUCGGAUGCGGCACUGGACGUGGCAAUGCUGAACAGCUUGACGGGGAAGGGGGGCAGCAGAAGGGUUUGGAGGAGAGGCGAGAGAAGAGCGGAGGAGGUGGAGGAGGAGACCCGAGAGUCGGCGGACCAGAACUCCGAAGACGCACGCCGCCGGGCGCCAUGUCUACGGCACACGAACUCAAAGAGCAGGGCAAUCGCCUGUUCGGCAACAGGAAAUACGACGAUGCCAUCCAGUGCUACACCAAGGCCAUUACACGCAACUCGCUUGUGGCGGCGUACUACACGAACCGCGCGCUCUGCUUCGUCAAGCUUCAGCAGUGGGAGAAGGCGGUGUCCGAUUGCAAGCAUGCGCUGGAACUUGACAGCCAGUCGGUCAAGGGCCACUUCUUCAUGGGCCAGAGCCAGCUGGAGCUGGAGAACUAUGAUGAGGCCAUCGCCAACUUGCAGCUGGCGUACAGCCUUGCCAAAGAGCAGAGGCUGAACUUUGGGGAUGACAUUGCCAGUGCGCUACGGAUGGCCAAGAAGCGCAGGUGGAGCAGCUUGGAGGAGAAGAGGAUCCAGCAGGAGAUUGAGCUGCAGGCCUACCUCAACAGGCUCAUCACGGAGCAGAAAGAACGGGAAAUAGAGGCAUAUAAAGAGAAGAUAAAGAAUGAAAAAGAGGAGCAAUUGACAUCUGACGAUAUUGAAAACAUCGAAGGCAAGCAUGACAAGUGGAUGAAGGAGCUCAAUGAUCUGUUUUCGCAAGUGGAUGAGAGACGGAAGAAGCGCGAUGUGCCGGACUAUCUGUGUGGAAAGAUAAGCUUUGAGCUGAUGAGGGAGCCUUGCAUCACGCCCAGCGGCAUCACAUACGACCGCAGUAACAUCGAAGAGCACCUACAGCGGGUUGGCCACUUUGACCCCAUCACACGGAGUCCCUUGACUCAGGACCAGCUCAUCCCAAAUUUGGCUAUGAAGGAGGUGAUCGACGCGUUCAUCACUGAGAAUGGCUGGGUGGAGGAUUACUGAGAAUUCUAACUGGAACACGCCACUGUGGGGCGCACGGAGCACUCACAUCCCCUACGGAUCGUAGAUUCCGUCACUCGGCUGCUUCAGCACGGAUGUUUGGCCCGAGCGUGCGCUGAGCUUCUUUGGCGGGGUGGGGGAUGGGUGACUACUUGCUGGGGUUGAAGACCAGUUCACGUUCACGUUGCGUGUUACAAUGGGUUUGAUUUUUGUUGUUUUCAUGUAAGUGCGAUUAAUCCAGUAUGGGUGGUUAUACUCCUUUCCACCGAUAAGGCGUAAUAUUCAGAACGCGUAGAUAUAAAUAAAAUUGCCAUUGUAUACAAUGUGAGCUUGAGAAAGCUACUGUAACCAUCCACGUACCUUUUUGAGUUGGAGAGUUGUGCAGGAAAAUCGAUAAGUUGGCUGUAAAAAAAAUUACUUUACAUAUACAAAAACAUUAGACAUGCAUAUAUGUUGUAAAUACAAGCAAGACAACCAAAUCUGGGAUUUGGUAAACUUUUCUUUUUAAAUGGACAUCGUUUAUGUUGUUUAAGUGUAACGUAUUAAAUAUCUCCGGCUUGAGUCAGCUUCCAGUUAGAAUUACAAACGAGGUUACAUCUCGGCAGGUAGCAGUGCUGUUGUAACGUUCUCUAAAGGCCACUUGGCUUUCUGUUAUGUAUUAUUAAAGACCGCUCAACAGCAUGACAUCAAGCAAGUGCACCUUUAUUUUUCAAAGCAGUUGAUAGCACGAGAAGAGUAUGUUCUCUGGUGCAUUGUAGGGAGCUUUGGCACAACUCAGACCAAACCAAUUUGAAACUGCCAAAAGCACGCACGUUUAGCCAUACAUUGAGUUUAAUUUAAAAGACGUCCAUAUAAGCCAAACACUGCUGAAUAUAUACCACUUUUCAGUGUAUUGGAGUAAUUCCUACUUGAUCACAAAGACUGUAAUGUGAUUAGCCGUACACUUCCUGCUCAAAGACCAGUUUACGAUUGAUACCUGGCACGAAUUACAGAGCAACAACUUCCCUUGCUGCACAAAAAAAUAGAAUUUGCCAAACUUUAAGGGCUGCCAGGACAGUAGCAUGGUGUGAGCAUAAGUUUCGAACCAAGGACCGUUUAACAUCCCACUUGCUGGUGUGUGUAUAAUGCAGCCGCGUGCACUUGUCGUUACAUGCACUUUCACGAUGUUCAUGUAAUGUUCUCAGUACUUGUCAGGUGUUGCACAGAGUCCAGUCCUGUCGUCUUGAGAUAUGAAAGGUGAGCUCUGCCGUUGUCUCGCUCAUCGCAGCUGGAACUUUGUUUAGCGCUGUUUCAACGCUUGCUUCGUUGUGCGACGUUUCUUUUUUAUCGUUCCCUGUCAGAAUAUGUACAGAGACCGCAUCCUUGGACUUCAGUGAACAUAUCACACUGUCUGUAGUGGUGAGAAUAUAUUGUAUACUUUCUUUUGACAAAUAAAGAUUUAUGAAAAACAA